This is a messenger RNA of Oncorhynchus nerka (sockeye salmon), 5469 nucleotides long. RefSeq names its product dual specificity protein kinase CLK2-like. Gene Ontology annotation, cellular component: nucleus. The record is from RefSeq and is a predicted model, not a curated record. The transcript has 13 exons. The coding region runs from base 4104 to 5261 and encodes 385 amino acids. Gene Ontology annotation, molecular function: protein tyrosine kinase activity; ATP binding; protein serine/threonine kinase activity. NCBI's taxonomy places the organism in Eukaryota, Metazoa, Chordata, Actinopteri, Salmoniformes, Salmonidae. Gene Ontology annotation, biological process: regulation of RNA splicing; peptidyl-tyrosine phosphorylation.
GUCUUAAACAACCCACAAUCUGAAUCAACUGCCAAGAAAUCAUCUUUACCUGUUCUGUUAUAUCACACAUUCCUUGGUUAUGUUCUCAAAAUAUUCUACGAGGACACCUGUUAAAUUUCCAUGUAUUGGGUCAACAACACCAGUGGGUAUAAAGAAGGGGACUGAGCCCAGUAGACUACAUUAAAUCUGAAGAGACAUUGUUUCAAAUUGAGGGGUGUUGUAGCUUGGCUUGUGUUGCUGUACUGUCUGUCUGGGACAUGGGCUCAGGGGGAGAGUGGAGGGGACAGAGAGAAGAAUAUCACUGAACAGGCUCACAGAGACGGAUGAAAGAGCAAGGAGAGUGAUGCUGAAUAGUCGACCACCCAGCCUGAUAUCUGGACUGAGCUGAAGGUGCUGAGGAACAUGGUGGUGGAACAGAGAGUGGAGCUGAGGAACGUGGUGGUGGAACAGAGAGAGGAGCUGAGGAACAUGGUGGUGGAACAGAGUGAAGCUGAGGAACAUGGUGGUGGAGCUGAGGAACAUGGUGGUGGAACAGAGAGUGAAGCUGAGGAACAUGGUGGUGGAACAGAGAGUGAAGCUGAGGAACAUGGUGGUGGAACAGAGAGUGGAGCUGAGGAACAUGGUGGUGGAACAGAGAGUGGAGCGGAGGAACAUGGUGGUGGAACAGAGAGAGGAGCUGAGGAACAUGGUGGUGGAACAGAGUGGAGCUGAGGAACAUGGUGGAACAGAGAGUGAAGCUGAGGAACAUGGUGGUGGAGCUGAGGAACAUGGUGGUGGAACAGAGAGUGAAGCUGAGGAACAUGGUGGUGGAACAGAGUGGAGCUGAGGAACAUGGUGGUGGAACAGAGAGUGAAGCUGAGGAACAUGGUGGUGGAACAGAGUGGAGCUGAGGAACAUGGUGGUGGAACAGAGUGGAGCUGAGGAACAUGGUGGUGGAACAGAGUGGAGCUGAGGAACAUGGUGGUGGAACAGAGAGUGAAGCUGAGGAACAUGGUGGAGGAACAGAGAGUGGAGCUGAGGAACAUGGUGGUGGAACAGAGAGUGGAGCUGAGGAACAUGGUGGUGGAACAGAGAGUGGAGCUGAGGAACAUGGUGGAGGAACAGAGAGUGGAGCUGAGGAACAUUGUGGUGGAACAGAGUGGAGCUGAGGAACAUGGUGGUGGAACAGAGAGAGGAGCUGAGGAACAUGGUGGUGGAACAGAGAGUGGAGCUGAGGAACAUGGUGGUGGAACAAAGAGUGGAGCUGAGGAACAUGGUGGUGGAACAGAGAGAGGAGCUGAGGAACAUGGUGGCGGAACAGAGAGAGGAGCUGAGGAACAUGGUGGUGGAAGAGCGAGUGGAGCUGAGGAACAUGGUGGUGGAACAGAGAGUGGAGCUGAGGAACAUGGUGGUGGAACAGAGUGGAGCUGAGUAUCACUAAGACUGAACAGCAGUUCUACAAGAACAAGAUGGAGGAACUGGAGAGACAGAACACAGGAUUGCAGGCCAGAGUGAGAGCCAGGUAGAAGAGCUGAAGACAGAGAAUGCAGGUGUCUUCAGUGCUCCAGUGUCUGGUGGCUUUGAGAGACUGACCAUGUUGAUCUGUUAUUCCUCUGAUGCAGGUGGUUUCAGUGCUCCAGUGUCUGGUGGCUUUGAGAGACUUGAUAGUGUUGAUCUGUUAUUCCUCUGAUGCAGGUGUCUUCAGUGCUCCAGUGUCUGGUGGCUUUGAGAGACUGAUAGUGUUGAUCUGUUAUUCCUCUGAUGCAGGUGUCUUCAGUGCUCCAGUGUCUGGUGGCUUUGAGAGACUGAUAGUGUUGAUCUGUUAUUCCUCUGAUGCAGGUGUCUUCAGUGCUCCAGUGUCUGGUGGCUUUGAGAGACUGACCAUGUUGAUCUGUUAUUCCUCUGAUGCAGGUGUCUUCAGUGCUCCAGUGUCUGGUGGCUUUGAGAGACUGACCAUGUUGAUCUGUUAUUCCUCUGAUGCAGGUGUCUUCAGUGCUCCAGUGUCUGGUGGCUUUGAGAGACUGACCAUGUUGAUCUGUUAUUCCUCUGAUGCAGGGGUCUUCAGUGCUCCAGUGAGAGGAGUACAUGGACUUUGGUUUGUUCAGGAAUGACCAGGGUGUAAUGUGGAAUGGACAGUACAAUAGUCACGGAAGGUGACAGUAUCUCUCCAAUUCUGGGACUCUAGAACUGGAGGAGGGGGACUUGGUUUACAUGAGUCUCUUAUCAGGCUAAAGGAUCUAUGAUGAUUCUAAUAAACACAGCUCCUUCAGUGACUUCCUGCUCUUUCCUAUGUGAGAUGAACACCACAAAAGCUGUAAUAAAAAGUCCAAUCUGUUAUGACAUUCCAUGAAACAUUAUGACGCUAAAAUAAAAUGACUUAACGUCUUCUGUUCUGUUGACGUUUGACUGUAUUUACUUUGAUAUUGAUGAAUGUUAUUCAGCUCAGUACUUUGACUGUAUUUACUAUGAUAUAGAUGAAUGUUAUUCAGCUCAGUAGUUUGACUGUAUUUACUAUGAUAUAGAUGAAUGUUAUUCAGCUCAGUAGUUUGACUGUAUUUACUAUGAUAUAGAUGAAUGUUAUUCAGCUCAGUGGUUUGACUGUAUUUACUAUGAUAUAGAUGAAUGUUAUUCAGCUCAGUAGUUUGGGUGGAAGGCAAUGGGUCAGCGUUGGGGGUUAGAGUGGUAAUAUAUUUAUUGUAUGUAACUACAGACAGAAUUAAAUAACUGUCCAGUUCAGUUUAACUGACCAUUUCCAUCAGAAAUUGCUCAAUUACGAUGCUAAAGUGAAUGUUUAAGUGGUAAAUCACAUCCACUUCAUUCUUUCUCUGCUUAAUGAUAACACAAGCAGCCCAUUUAGCAUAUUAAAGCUAUACUGCUCCCAUAUUGAUCUGUUACACCUAUCCAUCUACUAACCGACAUACAGGCUGGUCAGUAUCACCAAACACAGACGGCAAACUUUAAAGGUACAAUCCUGAGUUUGUGUCAGCCCACCCACUUGGUUUGGUGUAAAGCUUAGAGAUGGGUCUAGUCCUGCUUGGUAACAUUAUUCCUAUAAAAGUUUCAGAAGUUGCACUACAUGGCAGUUUGGAAGUCAGUAGGGAGUGUUGAAACUGAGGGCAGACACUUUUUACGCACUGCACCCUUCAGCACUCGGCAGUCCCGUUCUGUGUGCUUGUGUGGCCUGCCACUUUGUGGCUGAGCUGUUGUUGCUCCUAGACGUUUCCACUUCACAAUAACAUCACUUACUGUUGACCGGGGCAGCUCUAGCAGGGCAGAAAUUUGACAAACUGACUUGUUGGAAAGGUAGCGUCCUAUGACGGUGCCACGUUGAAAGCAGUUCUUUGUGUAGGUGAAGAAUAUGAAUGACUGAGUAAUGUGUACAUGUUUAAGUUCCUCCCUGGUAUAUCCGGAGAGUUAACUUCCUUGUAAUUGCUUGAAUAAAAUCUUAACUUGAAAAUGAGCUCUGCUUGAUCCUUGGAACAAUUUUUUCUUCAACAGUAUACACAGAGGACAGGUGUAGAAAAGCACUAUGCCAGAGUGCCGGGGUUAAGGAGGUGACAGGAGUGUCAGGGAGGGAAACUAAAUAUGCCCCUCGUACACUCACACACACUCCACAUCUUGAUUCUGGUCUCAGGACUUUCCCUGGGGGGUGUGACCAAAGGUUAUUAUUAGUGUCUGUCUCAACUGUCUUUCUCCCUCUCUCAAUCUCCUGUAUCCUUCUCAUAUCUCUCCUUCCCUAUCUACUUUCUCCUCUGUCUCUUUGCUUCUCUGUUCUGUCUUCAUUGGUUCAUCUAAUCUGUCUUUUUCUCUCAUCUUGUUUCAUUCGUACUUCACUCUCUCACUUUUGUCUCUUCUCUGCCACUCUAUUUUUCUUUUUGCUGUUUUCUCUUCCCUCUGUUGACUUUUGUCUGUUCUGUCUUCCUCACUCUUAUAUUCGUUUGUCUUCCUCUGCACUGCUUUUUGCUCUGUCAUUAGUUUCUGUCUCCUCUCUUCAGUCGUCUUUCUUUUUCCUGUUUCACUGUUUGUGGACUUUAUCCUUCCUUCUUCGCUGUCUUCUUUCCCUACACUGUAUCUUCCUCUCCCUCUUUUCCCUUAACUCCUUAAUUCCCUCUCUGUUCUGAGUUAUGGGGAAGACAGAGUUGUACUCUGUGUAUAAGAGCUUCCUGGACUGUCUCUGCCUCUCUCGGAGCAGCAGUGAGGGGCCAGAGAAGAAUGAGAAGGCCCCUGAUGAUGGUCACCUGGCCUACCAGAAUGGAGACGUUCUACAAGAGAGAUAUGAGGUUAUCAGUCUGUUGGGAGAGGGCACCUUUGGAAAGGUGGUGACGUGUGUGGACCGGCGCAGGGCUGGGGCACGUGUAGCUCUGAAGAUCAUUAAGAACAUGGAGAAGUACAGACAAGCUGCUAAACUGGAGAUCAAUGUCCUGGAGAAAAUCAACGAGAAAGACCCACACAACAAACAUCAAUGUGUUCAGAUGCUGGACUGGUUUGACUACCAUGGUCAUGUGUGUAUCUCCAUGGAGCUGCUAGCCCUCAGCACCUUUGACUUCCUGAAGGAGAACAACUUCCUGCCGUAUUGUAUGGAUCACAUCCGCCAGAUGGCCUACCAGAUCUGCCUCGCUGUCAACUUUCUCCAUAUCAACAAGCUGACCCACACUGACCUCAAACCUGAGAACAUCCUGUUUGUCAACUCUGACUACACCAUCACUUACAACGCUGAGAAGAAGCGGGAUGAGAGGAAAGUGAAGGAUACAACAGUAAGGCUGGUGGAUUUUGGCAGUGCCACGUUUGACCACGAACACCACAGCACCAUCAUAUCUACACGCCACUACCGUGCUCCUGAAGUUAUUCUGGAGCUGGGCUGGAGUCAUCCGUGUGAUGUCUGGAGUAUCGGCUGCAUCCUGUUUGAGUACUAUGAAGGCUUCACCCUAUAUCAGACCCAUGACAACCAGGAGCACCUGGCCAUGAUGGAGAGAGUACGGGGACCUCUCCCCUCUACGAUGAUCUGCAAGACCAGGAAGCAGAAGUAUUUUCAUUGCAGGCGUCUAGACUGGAACGAUAACUCCAAGGCAGGACGAUACGUCACAGACCACAUUAAACCUCUAUGGAGAUACCGGUUAUCAGAAGCUAAGGAGCAUCAUCAGUUCUUUGACCUGUUGGAGAAGAUGCUGGAGUACGAGCCCUCCAAACGCCUCUCUCUCUCCUCCGCCCUCCUCCAUCCCUUCUACCUACCACUCCGUAGGGGCAGCAAGGCCUGGGAGAGCACCCGGAACAUCUGCCGAUGACCACUGACCUUUAACCCUUGACAUGGAUGUGAUGAAGGACAGCCCAACCAUGUCAUACAACGUGCCAUUGUAAUCUGUCAGGAAGUUGUGCUUUGUGACAAACUGGUGUCCGGAAUCCCUGUGUAUUAUGAGGGAAAUAGGCUAAUCUGACCUCAGUGUCUGGGGCAAAUGUAUCAUUCUCCACCUUUAACAUAAAAAAUGGAAUGGA